Drosophila elegans is the source of this 3204-nucleotide messenger RNA. It is a transcript of the gene zyd, whose product is annotated as sodium/potassium/calcium exchanger 3. NCBI's taxonomy places the organism in Eukaryota, Metazoa, Arthropoda, Insecta, Diptera, Drosophilidae. Gene Ontology annotation, molecular function: calcium, potassium:sodium antiporter activity; calcium channel activity. Gene Ontology annotation, biological process: intracellular calcium ion homeostasis; calcium ion transmembrane transport. The coding region runs from base 1016 to 2632 and encodes 538 amino acids. The record is from RefSeq and is a predicted model, not a curated record. The transcript has 9 exons. Gene Ontology annotation, cellular component: membrane.
AGUUUAACGUCAACGUCGGCGGCAUCAAGACAAUAUACACACAACAACACAAGCCAAGCCAUAUCAAAAGAAUCAACAAAUUUCAAAAAAAAAAAAAAAAAAAAAAAAAAAAAGAAAAGAAAACACACAAAUUUAGAGACGGAGAACCAGAAAAAGGAAUAUUAAGCACACACAAUUUCCUGAAGCGAUCAGAUCAAGGAACGAGAACGGAAACAAUAACGAAAACGAAAAGAUCGAGAUUAAUGUUAGCGAGUUUGAAGACGCGAGUGAACGUGCGGAACGAAGCGAAACGAAACGGAACAAAACGGGACGAAGCGAAAAGAAACGCUGCGUAACGGGAUCUGCCUUUGUGUUUUUGUUGUUGUGCCAUAACCUUUAAGUGAGAGUGUCAAGAGCAAGAUCGCCCGAUUUUUAAACGGAACGAGAUGCAGAAGCGUCUUCCCGAGGUGUGAGCCUGUGUGUGUGUGUGUGAGUGUGUGUGUGUGUGAGGUGUCCGUCCGUAUGAGUGUGUGAGUGUGCCUCAAUUGCCUCCGUUCCGAAAACCAAAAAACCGAAAUCCGCCAUCCAGCAUCCACCAUCCAGUAUCCAGUAUCCAGCAUCCACCCACCACCACCCGUGAACGCCUCAACGUGCCAUUGUGGAACUGGAUCUUUAGCGCAAAUUGAGACAGCGACAACUCUCGCCGUCUCACUUAAGUCGGGCCAAAGCCGAAUCAUAAAGAAAAGCAAAGAAAAGCAGAGAAAAGAAAAGAAAAGAAAAAGAGGAAUAAAGCCAAAGGAGAAAAAAGAGAAUAAAUCAGUGAAGAGAAGUGAAGAGAAGAGAAGCAUAAAGAAAAGAAAGGCGCACACACGGCGAAGGAAGGAAAAGGAAAGGAGAGGAAGGAAAAGAGAAAAUCAACACCAUUGAAGUGCGGAUUGGGUUGGGAUUGGGAUUGAGAUUGAGAUUGAGAUUGCGCUUCAUACAACGGCGCAUCGCAGUUUACGAGUGUCCAUCACCACUACAACACCGUGCAGCAAUGGAAGACGAUUGGGGUCUUAGCAGCUCUACGGAUGGAAAUUGCACUCAGCCCGCCAUCGAUGACUUUCCCAGAGACCUGUUCUCGGAGGCGCAAAGACAGUCCGGUGCUGUUGUACUUCAUGUUAUAGCCAGUUUAUAUUUAUUCGUAGCCUUAGCCGUAGUGUGUGAUGAGUACUUUGUGCCAGCAGUUGAGAAAAUAUGUGCAGCACUCAACAUGUCCAACGAUGUGGCGGGGGCCACGUUCAUGGCCGCGGCCACCUCCGCCCCGGAGCUCUUCGUCAACGUGAUAGGCACCUUCAUCACGGAGGGCGAUAUCGGAGUGGGCACGAUUGUCGGAUCGGCCGUCUUUAACAUCCUGGCGGUGGCCGCCUGUUGCGGCAUCGGAGCUGGCAUGACCAUACCCCUGGACUGGUGGCCACUGACGCGGGACAGCAUCGCCUACGGGGUCACAGUGGCCAUCCUCAUCUGUGUGAUGCACGACGAGCGCGUCGAGUGGUACGAGGCCCUCAUCCUGGUUUCCCUGUACGCGGUCUAUUUGGCGGUCAUGUAUUUCGACAAGACCUUCCAAAAGUGCGCCAAGGGUGGCGUUAAACAGGCGCGUUCGCGCAGCCGGUCCUCCAACUGCAGCAUACACACAAAGAACAGCAAUGAGAAGGAACCAGAGCUCGUGGAGAAUCGCAUUUGCCAGAACAUGGCCAACAUCCAGCUGAACGGAGGACUCAACAAUGACCAGGCCAAGGCCGCUGGCACCGCCACCACUUCCAUCACCACCUCGACCAUUACCACCUCCAGUGCAGGAGGAGCAGGAGCCGGAGCAGGAGCAGGUGGUGGAGGCGGAGGCGGAGGAGGAGCAGGUGGUAACGCUCCAGGAACUGGAGCCAUUGCUCAGAUGGCACCGCUCGAUGGUGGCGAGGCAGAGGCCCAGCUGACUGCGGCUGCCGCUGGCGAGGAUCGCGACGAGGAGGGCUACUCCCUGCUCACCUACCCGAAGGACAAGAGCUGCUUCGCCCAGUUCACCUGGCUCAUCAUCUGGCCCAUCCACCUGCUCUUCCGCAUCGCCAUCCCCGACUGCAAGAAGGCCAAGAACAACAAGAUCUUCCCGCUGACAUUCAUCAUGUGCAUCGUCUGGAUCGGAUCGCUGUCCUAUGUGGUUGCGUGGAUGAUAACCAUCAUUGGUGACACUCUCAAGAUACCCGACUCGGUGAUGGGGAUUACGUUUUUGGCGGCUGGGACCAGUGUUCCCGAAGCGGUGUCCAGUGUGAUUGUGGCGAAGCGCGGCCACGGAUCGAUGGGGAUCUGCAACUCGAUCGGUUCGAACACCUUCGACAUCCUGCUGUGCUUGGGCGUGCCCUGGCUGAUCAAGGCCGUCUUCUUCCCCAUUAAGCCGGGCCAGAACUACGUGGCCAUCAACUCGCACGGACUGGAGUACUCGGCGAUCACCCUGCUGUCGACGCUCUUUCUGCUCUACCUGACCUUCUCCACGAACAAGUUCAAGCUGGACAAAAAGGUGGGCACCGCCUGCCUGGUGAUGUAUCUGGUCUUCAUGGUCUUCGCCACCCUCAUCGAACUCAAUGUGUUCUUUGCCGUCAAUCGGCCCACCUGUGGCCGAUCAUGAGAUGGAAAUGUAUGGACUGGGUGUGGAAGUGGCAGUGAGAGUUUGGAGCUUGGAGCUUGGAGCUUGGAGCUUGGAGAUUGCAGAUUGCAGAUUGCAGAUUGAAGUUGUGUGGAUGAAUGGACGAUGGACGAUGGACGAUGUACGAUUCUGGAUGAACAUAAAUGGAGGAAGGAAUGGCGGCCAUCGAGUGCUGGUGGUUCCGCUUUCCAAACCAUUUGUUCCGGCAGCUGGCUGGAAUCAAGGCCGAGUGCAGUCGUUUAAUUAAUUAAUAUGUAUUUUCUGUUCUAUUCUAUCUACCUUGAUAGUUGAGUUACGUUAUACGUUAUGCUGUUAUUGUAAUAAUACUUUUUUUUUAUUAUUAUUAUUAUUAUUAAAGUAGACUCUUUCACACGACCUUCGGUUGAAAACCAAAAGACAAAUGCAAAUAGAUGAGAAAAGAUGAGAAGAAAAUGAAAAGAAAAAAACGGAGCGGAGCGAAGGGAGAAACAAAAACCAAACCAAAACCAAAACCAAAACCAAAAAAAUUCAAUAAUGUAUUUAUAUGAUUAAUAUAUAUGAGAUUUAACAAAGAA